AUGGGGAUUCGAUACACUGCGACACUUGUCGAUCUGUUGUCUAGGUCUAUGCUCGCUAUCUUUCGCUUGGACUUUCAGUACGAGCACAAACGAAGUGCGAGGAUCCGGAUAACGGUGUCUGACGGAGGUUAG
Messenger RNA from Aspergillus nidulans FGSC A4, 132 nucleotides. RefSeq lists its product as uncharacterized. The record is from RefSeq and is a predicted model, not a curated record. The transcript is spliced from 2 exons. The coding region runs from base 1 to 132 and encodes 43 amino acids. NCBI's taxonomy places the organism in Eukaryota, Fungi, Ascomycota, Eurotiomycetes, Eurotiales, Aspergillaceae.